Messenger RNA from Aricia agestis (brown argus), 1968 nucleotides. Its product is annotated as organic cation transporter protein-like. The record is from RefSeq and is a predicted model, not a curated record. Gene Ontology annotation, biological process: transmembrane transport. Lineage: Eukaryota; Metazoa; Arthropoda; Insecta; Lepidoptera; Lycaenidae. Bases 55 to 1626 code for a protein of 523 amino acids. Gene Ontology annotation, molecular function: transmembrane transporter activity. The transcript has 7 exons. Gene Ontology annotation, cellular component: membrane.
AGUGUUUUGAAAUUGCUCAAAAAUCUGAUAUUUGAUAAUCUUAUUUUUGUCAGUAUGGCUCAAGAGGAAAAGAAUAGUGUACAUCUGGAUGAAGUGCUAGCCCAGUUCGGAGCGUACGGUCGCUAUCAAAUACGGAUGAUCCUGCUCCUUGGUUUCGCAUUCUUCAAUAAUGGAAUACACAGCAUCAAUUAUGUGUUUAUAGCUGAAGAAGUGCCGUAUAGAUGUAAAAUAGAGCAAUGCGAGUCGGCGAACAAAGUUUUUAAUACUUCGUGGUACAAUUUCGCGACACCGAGCGACUAUCGAAGUUGUUAUAAAUACGGGUCGACGGGCGACGAGUGCUCCUCGUCUAGUUUCACGUCUGUAGUCGAACCUUGCUUGGAAUGGAUCUACAAAAGCGACGACAGUUUCGUGGCUGAGUUUGGACUAGCGUGUGAGGAUUGGAAACGGACCUUUGUUGGAACUGUCCACAGUAUCGGUUUGAUGCUCGGUCUCUUCUUACAAGGGCAACUUUCUGAUAGACUUGGACGAAGGGCGGCUAUCAUCAUCUUUGGCAUUACUUGUGCUGUUUUAGGAGUAGGAAAAAGUUUUGCAAGUUCAUACUUAUCGUAUAUUACUCUUGAAUUUUUUGAAGCAUUUAUCGGUGAAAACUAUUCCCCAGCAUUUAUAAUGAGUAUAGAAUUAGUUCAUAGUGAUUUUAGAUUGAAUCAACAAAUUAUUUACAGUGUGAUAUUUGCACUGGGUGGUGUAGUUUUCCCAAUAACCGCUUAUUACAUACCAUAUUGGAGAACUUUAACACAAGUACUGUAUGCACCAUCUAUAGUAUUUAUUUUCUACGUCUUCAUCAUGGACGAAAGCGUGCGAUGGUUACUGAGCAAAGGAAAAAAGAAAGAGGCCAUUAAAAUAUUGUUAAAAAUUGCCGAAAAAAAUAAAGUGUCAAUAAAAGAGGAAAUAAUCGUUAACAUAAAGUGUGAAGAAAACAAUACUCGGAGUUCACCCUUGCGGGACACCUUAAGGUCGAAGCUAGUUCUGAAGAGAUUUUUAGUAUGUUUGGUAUGGUGGAGCUCUUGCACGUUUAUUUGCUAUGGACUUGCCGUAAAUGUGGUAUCACUAGCCGGGAACAAGUACCUGAAUUUUGCUAUAAUGGCGGUGUCCGAUGUUCCCGCAUGUAUGGUCAUGGUCUAUACACUCAAAAGAUUCAACAGGAAAAAACCUUUGUUGAUAUCGUUCACGUCCGUAGGAUUAUUCUGCUUAUUACGAUCCCUCGUGUCCAAAGAGUACGCGUUUAUAUCAACCAGUUUGUUCUUCCUUGGCAAGUUUCUAUCAACGUUUACUUUUGCGACGGUGUAUAUCUAUACAUCAGAGCUGUUCCCGACGUACUCUCGCAACUCCAUGCUUUCGCUGUGCUCAGCGAUUGGACGAAUUGGAUCUGUGUUGGCGCCUAUGACACCAUUAUUAAUUCAAUACGGCGAGAGUAUUCCUACUCUUGUGAUCGGUACUGUAUCACUUCUGGCUGGGUCGACCACACUGCUAGUUCCUGACGUGGCCAACGAACCUCUACCGGACAACGUGCAGCAGGCUGAGAACCUUGGCACUGUAAAGAUACACGAUAAUAUGGAUAUGGGAUAAUAAGAGAGAAAUGUCGGGAGCUGGCCAGGAACCAUUUGUAUAAGACAUAAGAUACCAGAUAUAAGACAGGAGUUGGGAAGAGCCGCUCGUCAAUGUGUGCCUCUUCUGAACACACAUAGAAAAUAUGCACAAAUUGCUAUACUAUCUACGCGCACGUGUGUGAGUAUUUAGCGGAAUUGCUUAUUUGCUGUGCAGUGUGCUCAGUGGAUCUACAAUAGUGAACUUCUUUUCGUAUAACAGCGUUGAAACGUUUAGAAUAUGCCUUAAAAAUAAACUAUUCUGAACUCAUAAUUUUUUAAAUUGGCAACUAACAAAAACGAUUUGUUUCAUGAUUCGGACAGC